Molecule: messenger RNA, 1185 nt
Organism: Pyricularia pennisetigena
Lineage: Eukaryota; Fungi; Ascomycota; Sordariomycetes; Magnaporthales; Pyriculariaceae
Exons: 6
Coding region: 1-1185 (394 amino acids)
Biological process (GO): protein phosphorylation; signal transduction
Cellular component (GO): cytoplasm
Molecular function (GO): protein serine/threonine/tyrosine kinase activity; protein serine/threonine kinase activity; ATP binding
Source: RefSeq, a predicted model, not a curated record
AUGUCUCAGAACCGUCCAGCAGCCUUCAAUACCCUACGGAUGGGUGAAGUCAUCCGUGAAAAGGUUCAAGAUGGAAUUACCGGAGAGACGCGCGAUCUGCAGUACACGCAAUGCAAGAUUGUUGGCAACGGUUCAUUUGGCGUCGUCUUCCAGACAAAGCUGUCACCCUCGAACGAGGAUGCUGCGAUAAAGAGGGUUCUGCAGGACAAGAGGUUCAAGAACCGUGAGCUACAGAUCAUGCGGAUCGUUCGCCAUCCGAACAUUGUGCAGCUAAAAGCAUUUUACUACUCUAAUGGGGAGCGCAAAGAUGAGGUGUAUUUGAACCUGGUACAAGAAUUUGUACCUGAGACCGUCUAUCGCGCGUCGAGGUUCUUUAACAAGAUGAAGACUACGAUGCCGAUUCUCGAAGUCAAACUCUACAUCUACCAGCUCUUCCGGGCGCUGGCCUACAUCCACUCUCAGGGAAUCUGCCAUCGCGAUAUCAAGCCACAAAACCUCCUCCUCGAUCCAGCCACUGGUAUUUUGAAGUUGUGUGACUUCGGAAGUGCCAAGAUUCUCGUCGAGAACGAGCCCAACGUGUCGUACAUCUGCUCACGAUACUACCGCGCCCCCGAGCUAAUCUUUGGAGCCACCAACUAUACCACCAAGAUUGACGUCUGGUCCACGGGCUGCGUUAUGGCAGAGCUGAUGCUUGGCCAGCCGUUGUUCCCAGGCGAGUCUGGUAUAGAUCAACUCGUGGAGAUUAUCAAGGUUCUGGGCACGCCGACUAGGGAGCAAAUCCGUACGAUGAACCCCAACUACAUGGAGCAUAAGUUCCCUCAGAUUAAGCCUCACCCAUUCAACCGGGUUCUCAGGAAGGCGGACAACAAUGCCAUUGAUUUGAUCGCUCGACUCUUGGAGUACACACCGACCGAGCGACUUGGCGCCAUCGACGCAAUGGUUCAUCCUUUCUUUGACGAUCUCCGCAACCCAUCAACAAAAUUGCCAGACUCAAGGCAUCAGACUGGCCAGGUUCGGGACUUGCCGCCUCUAUUUGACUUCAACCGGCACGAAUUGUCGAUCGCUCCACAGCUGAACCACCAACUCGUACCGCCACACGUGAGGCCUACGCUGGCGGCCCAAGGCUUGGAUAUUGAUCACUUUACGCCUAUGCGGAAGGAGGACAUGCUUGCGAGGUUAGAUUGA